CUCAAAGACAGAACAGGACUUGGAAAAAUUACAUGGUGUAAACGGCAUGUCUGUGGAUGAGAAGCCUGACUCCCCCAUGUAUGUGUAUGAGUCCACAGUCCACUGUACCAACAUCCUCCUGGGCCUCAAUGACCAGCGGAAAAAGGAUAUUCUCUGUGAUGUGACUCUGAUAGUGGAGAGGAAGGAGUUCCGGGCCCACCGGGCUGUGCUGGCUGCAUGCAGUGAAUAUUUCUGGCAGGCGCUAGUCGGACAGACGAAAAAUGACUUGGUGGUCAGCUUGCCUGAGGAGGUCACAGCCAGAGGCUUUGGGCCACUGUUGCAAUUUGCCUACACUGCCAAACUAUUACUCAGCAGAGAGAACAUCCGUGAGGUCAUCCGCUGUGCCGAGUUUCUGCGUAUGCACAACCUAGAGGACUCCUGCUUCAGCUUCUUGCAGACCCAGCUGCUGAACAGCGAGGAUGGCCUGUUUGUGUGCCGCAAGGACACCGCGUGCCAGCGGCCACACGAGGACCAUGAGAACUCAGCCGGAGAAGAAGAGGAGGAAGAGGAGGAGGAGACGAUGGAGUCAGAGGCCACCAAGAUGGCUUGCCCCAGGGACCAGAUGCUUCCAGAUCCCAUCAGUGUUGAGUCUGCCGCCAUCCCAGAGGCUGAGAAGGAGGAAGCUUUGCUGCCUGAAGUUAACAUGUCCGUACAUGUCAAGGAGAGCUUAGAGAAGGAUGCAUUGACCCAGUACCCCAGAUACAAGAAAUACCAGCUUGCAUGUACCAAGAAUGUCUACAAUGCAUCAUCACACAGUACCUCAGGCUUUGCAAGCACAUUCAGUGACGAGAACUCUGGUGGUGGCAUCAAGUCCAGGCUUGCUGUGGAGCAGAUUAAAAGUGAGCCGCCCUGCGAAGAGAAUGAGGAAGAGAGCAUCACACUCUGCCUCUCAGGAGAUGAGCCUGAUGUCAAGGACCGGGUGGGGGACAUGGACAUGGACCAGAAACAGCCCAGCUCUGCCCCUGCGGCACCCCCAGUCAUGCCUAGCUGCCUGGAGAGCACCAGGGGCGAAUCUUCACCAUCAUGUCUGAGGUCUCUGUUCAGCAUCACAAAAAGUGUAGAGUUGUCUGGCCUCCCCAGCACAUCUCAGCAGCAUUUUGCCAGGAGUUCAGCAUGCCCUUUUGACAAGGGGAUCUCUCAGGGUGACCUUAAAACUGACUAUGCCCCUUUCACGGGGACUUAUGGGCAGCCCCACCUGAGCCAGAAGGACUUGUCCAACUUCUCAAUGGGGUCGCCCCUCAAGGGGCCUGGGUUGGAGGCGCUCUGUAAACAGGAAGGAGAGCUGGACCGGAGAAGCGUCAUCUUCUCCUCCAGCUCGUGCGACCAAGUGAGUACUACCGUGCACUCCUACCCUGGGGUCGGCAACUUGGACAAAGACCUCUCGGAGCCGGUGCCAAAGGGCCUGUGGGUGGGAACUGGUCAGUCCCUUCCCAGCUCCCAGGCCUAUUCCCAUGGCGGGCUGAUAGCCGACCACUUGUCAGGGAGAAUUCGGCCCAACACUAGCUGCCCGGUGCCAAUCAAAGUCUGCCCUCGUUCACCCCCGCUGGAGACCAGGACCAGGACUUCCAGCUCCUGUUCCUCCUACUCCUACGCUGAGGAUGGUAGCGGGGGCUCCCCCUGCAGCCUGCCCCUCUGUGAGUUCUCCUCCUCGCCCUGUUCCCAGGGAGCCCGAUUCCUUGCCACGGAACACCAGGAGCCAGGCCUGAUGGCAGAUGGAAUGUACAACCAAGUGCGACCCCAGAUCAAAUGUGAGCAAUCCUAUGGAACCAACUCCAGCGACGAAUCUGGAUCAUUCUCGGAAGCAGACAGUGAGUCGUGUCCUGUGCAGGACAGGGGCCAGGAGGUCAAACUUCCCUUUCCUGUAGACCAAAUCACAGAUCUUCCAAGAAAUGAUUUUCAGAUGAUGAUUAAGAUGCACAAACUAACCUCAGAACAGUUAGAGUUCAUUCACGAUGUCCGCCGGCGCAGCAAGAACCGUAUCGCAGCCCAGCGCUGUCGCAAGAGGAAACUGGAUUGUAUUCAGAAUUUAGAAUGUGAAAUCCGCAAAUUGGUAUGUGAGAAAGAGAAACUCUUGUCAGAGAGGAACCAGCUGAAAGCAUGCAUGGGGGAAUUGCUAGACAACUUCUCCUGCCUCUCCCAGGAAGUAUGCCGGGAUAUUCAGAGCCCUGAGCAGAUCCAGGCCCUGCAUCGGUACUGCCCUGUCCUUCGGCCCAUAGGUCUCCCCUCAGCCUCCAGUAUUAACCCUGCACCCUUGGGCUUCAACCAGAACCUUGCCCCCUCCCAGUGCUCCACAGGAGAAAGUGGGCCCUGCUGCCCAGAGCAGAGUGCUGGAACCCCAGGCUCCCCGUGGGGCCCCAGCAGCACCUCAGAAAAUUGUAUUUCUGCCAGGAGGCUAGAAGGCAUUGGCACGGGUCCCUUCCCAGAGAGAGGCCCUCCUCUGGAGCCCCGAGGCCAGACAGUGACUGUGGACUUCUGCCAGGAAAUGACUGACAAGUGUACAACGGAUGAGCAACCUAGGAAGGAGUACACCUAGCGGCCGCCCCCAGAGGCUCUGGGCAGCCAGCAGCCAGUUUACCUGUUGUCUGAAGAACUAGAAGGAACUUGGUGCACACUACAAGCCGUCUUCGCAGCAAUACUGUUCCUCAGUAUUUCCUCCUCUUUGGAGCAGGAGUGGUGGAGAGUUACUUUCACAAUGGUGCUACCCUUGCUCAUGCAGGGAAAGAACACAGUGACAACGACAACACUGUCUGUGGGUCACUUUCAGUCUUCACAGGGAUAGACUCUGUCACCUCCGGGAACCCACCACGGAUUUUUUUGCUCAGUGGCCCACGUCACAAACCCAAUCUCAGGAAUUUUUUCUGAAUGUUCAAUUUUUUUCAUUGAAGACAGCUUCUAUACACAUCAAAGUUUUAUAGCUAGACUGUACAUACUAUAUAUAAUAUAUGAAAUAUAUAUCU
Suncus etruscus (white-toothed pygmy shrew) is the source of this 2996-nucleotide messenger RNA. RefSeq names its product BTB domain and CNC homolog 2 (gene BACH2). Gene Ontology annotation, biological process: regulation of transcription by RNA polymerase II. NCBI's taxonomy places the organism in Eukaryota, Metazoa, Chordata, Mammalia, Eulipotyphla, Soricidae. Bases 47 to 2572 code for a protein of 841 amino acids. The transcript is spliced from 5 exons. Gene Ontology annotation, molecular function: protein binding; DNA-binding transcription factor activity, RNA polymerase II-specific; RNA polymerase II cis-regulatory region sequence-specific DNA binding. The record is from RefSeq and is a predicted model, not a curated record.